AUGACACAACAUGGUAGUGAAAGUGAUACUCAAAGAGAUGCUGAAGUUCCACAGAAUACCUUACAAGCAGGCGCAGUCUACCAGUCUGACACCAUUGAGAUCCUACAUGAAGCCAGAAUAGAUAAUGCACUGACCAAAACCAACAAACCAGAUCUAAUCGUUAAGAACCGAACCAAGAAAUCAAUCAAAAUCAUCGAAAAAUCAGUACCAUAUGAUAACAACAUUGUUAAAAGAGACCGAGAUAAGAUUGAAAAAUACCAACCACUAGCAGCCGCACUUAAGAAGAGUAACCCAGACCACAAUGUAGCAGUCAUACCUAUAAUCAUUGGUGCUUUUGGUACAUACAACACAGACAACCAAAGAAGGUCAACCUACUGUCCACCACCUACCCUACUAUCUAAAGCAGCUAGACAUCAGAGACCACUCCUACACUUUAAAUAA
Heterostelium album PN500 is the source of this 441-nucleotide messenger RNA. RefSeq lists its product as uncharacterized. NCBI's taxonomy places the organism in Eukaryota, Evosea, Eumycetozoa, Acytosteliales, Acytosteliaceae. The transcript has a single exon. The record is from RefSeq and is a predicted model, not a curated record. Bases 1 to 441 code for a protein of 146 amino acids.